Molecule: messenger RNA, 1058 nt
Organism: Etheostoma spectabile (orangethroat darter)
Lineage: Eukaryota; Metazoa; Chordata; Actinopteri; Perciformes; Percidae
Product: tetraspanin-8
Exons: 9
Coding region: 190-993 (267 amino acids)
Biological process (GO): regulation of vascular endothelial growth factor signaling pathway
Cellular component (GO): plasma membrane
Source: RefSeq, a predicted model, not a curated record
CCAAUACUUUCACUAAUGUCCUCCCACACACAUACGCCCAUGCACAAACACCAAGGGGUUGUGAGCGCAACAAGAUGAAAAGUGUCUCUCUCUAUUUAAGGAAUACACAUCUCUAUAUCCUGUGGACUUCUAUUUAGGAAAACUUUAAACGGUAUUACAAAUAUCGACGGCGAGUUUAAGCGCAACACCAUGGGGAAAGUGAACGUCUAUUUGAAGAGAAGCUUCAUGAUAGUACUAAGUUUGAUCGCGGUUUGCAGUGUCUUUAUGUUGGGAUUCACUCUAUUCAUCCAUGGAUACCACUACCAAAAUGAAGAGAUGGAAGAGUCGAACCUUUCAGGUCUUCAUUCCAUGUAUAUUAUUUCCGCCAUAACUCUGGCCUUGGCCCUCAUUGGUGUGUAUGGUGCAUACAAAGAGAAGAAGUGGGCGCUUAUAGUGUUUGCAGUUGGAAUGAUCCUGGGCAGUCUGUUCAUGAUUUUCUUAGAAGUUGUUGGAUUGGCUGCGCUGAAAUCACCGUUGGGUGAAGGAAUAAAGAAUCACUACCUUGAUAUGCUGCCGCUGACUAAUGCUAGUGAGAGCUCUAUAGACAGCAUGAAUGAAAUACAGAUGCAUUUGCAGUGUUGUGGACUGGAUAAGGGCUACCUGGAUUGGGGCUACAACAUCCCAGAAUCCUGCGUAUGUGAUGAAGAGUCCACUAAUCCAUGUGUGGCAGGUCCUAAAAACAGCAGUCUGUCUGAGCACAUGGUCGAUGACCAGCCCGUCAUGAUUUAUAAUGAGACAUGCAUUCCAUUCUUGAUUGAGGAUGCGACAAUGAGCGUGCGUAAUGCAUUGGGCUUACUUCUGGGAUUGACAUUAUUCUGGGUAUUGUCAGUGGUGUUGUGCGUCUUUAUCUUAUGUCAGUUGAGAAAGAAGGACGAUGUCCCUGUAGUGGUCUACAGUCCAGAGGCGAAAGCAGGCAACUACACCGUUCUGGCAGAUGCUGCAGAGUACAACUGAUUGGGAUUGGUACAAUACAUAGUGUUUUUAUGAUGUUUGAAUAUAUCAGAAGUUGCCUUCAACAA